AUGGGAAGUAAUAAAAGAUCAGGUGGAACAGUCAGAAGAUCUUCUCAAACGCAUUUAUCACCAGUUGUAGUAAAUGAGGACGAGUGCAAGUCUGAUUGGUUUUUGUCUGUUGAUGCAAUAAAUGUCAGCUCUCAAAUGACCAAUUCUACUUCAGCACCAUCUUCACCGGUACUUUCAUUACGUCGGAGUUUAAAAAUAUUUUCAUCACUUGCACGUGCAAAUGAUGUGUUCUCAUUGAAAGGCAAAUCACAAAAACACGGUAUGAUUUUUUAA
Molecule: messenger RNA, 273 nt
Organism: Trichobilharzia szidati
Lineage: Eukaryota; Metazoa; Platyhelminthes; Trematoda; Strigeidida; Schistosomatidae
Source: the annotation of a GenBank genome assembly